GCUCAGUUGUCUCUGUCCUUCCACCCUCACACACACACAUACACACACACGCACACACAAACACACACACAUUCCUGUCUGCUUCUGCACCCCAGAUUGUGUCCUAGCGGGUCCACAUUUCUCUGCCGGGUCCUUUAUCUUCCCCAGCAAGACUCAUUGAGCCUCUUGUGGCACCAGAAGUGCAGCAACCAUGACUGAAGCAUCCACCAACAUGCGUCUGAAGCUGCCCAUCGUGUGCUUCAUCCUGCAGAUCAUCCUCAUCAUCCUCUUCGGGGUGCUGGUCGAGUACGACUACGAGACGGACGCCAAGAAAUGGCACAACAAGAACCACACCGACUACGACAACGACUUCUACUACCGCUACCCAAGCUUCCAGGAUGUGCACGUGAUGAUAUUCAUCGGUUUUGGCUUCCUCAUGACUUUCCUGCAGCGCUACGGCUUCAGCAGUGUGGGCUUCAACUUUCUGACCGCUGCCUUUGCGCUGCAGUGGGCCACGCUCAUGCAGGGCUUCUUCCACGGCAUGCACGGCGGCAAGAUCCACAUCGGGGUGGAGAGCAUGAUCAAUGCUGAUUUCUGCACCGGCUCCGUCUUGAUCUCCUUUGGAGCAGUUCUGGGUAAAACCAGUCCAAUCCAGCUUUUGAUCAUGGCGCUGUUUGAGGUCACUCUGUUUGCUGUUAAUGAGUUCAUUCUGCUGUCUACUAUCGGGGCCAAGGAUGCUGGCGGUUCUAUGACCAUCCACACCUUUGGAGCUUACUUUGGCCUGGUGGUGGCUCGAGUCCUGUACCGUCCCAACCUGGACAAGAGCAAACACAGGAACAGCUCGGUGUACCACUCGGACCUCUUUGCUAUGAUUGGUACCAUCUUCCUGUGGAUGUUCUGGCCUAGCUUCAACUCGGCCAUCACCGCACACGGAGACGACCAGCACCGCACGGCCAUGAACACCUACUAUUCGCUGGCCGCCUGCACGCUAGCCACCUACGGCAUGUCCGCCCUCACGGCCCACGACGGCAAGCUGGACAUGGUCCACAUCCAAAAUGCUGCCCUGGCCGGUGGCGUCGCGGCGGGAACGGCUGGCGAAAUGAUGCUGACUCCGUUUGGCUCCAUGAUUGUUGGCUUCUUGGCUGGCAUCAUCUCAGUGCUGGGCUUCAAGUUCCUCUCGCCCAUUCUGGAGGAGAAGCUGAAGAUCCAAGACACCUGUGGGGUCCACAACCUCCACGGCUUGCCUGGCAUCCUGGGAGCCAUUGUGGGGGCGGUCACCUCUGCCCUGGCGACCUCGGACACUUACGGAGAAGGCAUGUCAGAUGUGUUCCCUGAUGUGGCGAGUGGAGACAUCGAGGCUUCCUUCCAAGGCCUCCGACAGGCCAUCUCCUUGGCGGUGACCCUGGGCAUCGCUCUGCUGGGUGGGCUCAUCGUCGGGUUCAUAAUGAAGUUGCCUGUCUUUGGUGCACCUCCUGACACCAUCUGCUAUGAGGACAGCAUCUACUGGGAGGUGCCCGGGGCCGAGGAGUCUCAUGAGGAACAGCUGACCACGGUCAUGUCGGCUGAGACCGAGAAACUCAACAGUUAGACACACACACACACACCUAGUACUUCAUAAAGUAGGUUUCACAGAUAUAUUCAUAUAUCUGCUGGUCCUGCCUGUCAAAAAAGGGACAUUUCCUGCAAAAAGACACAAGAACAGGCUUCCACCACUAGAGGGCGAUGUGCUGCAGGCCCGCCGAGCAAACAUAAUUCUUGAUGGAUGAAGGAUGGUCUCAUCUAUAAAAAGUCGCUCCCAUAUGGUUACACAGCUCAACUUCAGCAGCCAGCCCACACCAAAGACUCUUUUAGAAGCAGCACAUCCCGUCUGGAAAGUUACAUUUGUUCAAAUCAUUAUUUUUUUAAGCAUAGUAGGUUAGGGGUUUUGUGGUUAUUUCUCCCAUUAAACUGUAUGACUUAACAUUUGUUUUGGCCCUAAUUGUGUUAUAACAGCCUGUAUUCUGUGAGUAGAACAUAUUUUUAGGCUCAGUAAUGUAAAAUAAACAGUUUAAAUAUG
Doryrhamphus excisus (bluestripe pipefish) is the source of this 2035-nucleotide messenger RNA. It is a transcript of the gene rhbg, whose product is annotated as Rh family B glycoprotein. Gene Ontology annotation, biological process: ammonium transmembrane transport; ammonium homeostasis. Gene Ontology annotation, cellular component: plasma membrane. Gene Ontology annotation, molecular function: ammonium channel activity. The record is from RefSeq and is a predicted model, not a curated record. Lineage: Eukaryota; Metazoa; Chordata; Actinopteri; Syngnathiformes; Syngnathidae.